UCUAGUUCUAGCCAAAGAGACGUGGCCGGAGACUUUACCGCCAUAUAAAGUCUCUGGUGUCACAUCAUCAUUCAUGUACACGAAUAAGGUAGGGUUGCAAUUUGCAAUCCACUUGGCACGAAUUCUAAAGGAGACUUUCCAGUUAGGGCUAGAAAACGUGAGGUGGUUUGUGAUGGGAGACAAUGACACUGUAUUUUUCACGGAGAACCUAGUCACUGUGCUUGCGAAAUACGAUCACAAUGAAAUGUACUAUAUUGGAGACAACUCAGAGAGCGUGGAACAAAACGUGGCACAAACCUAUGGCAUGGCUUUUGGUGGUGGUGGGUUUGCCAUAAGCUACCCUUUGGCAGAAGUGCUAGUGAAGAUUUUGGAUGGAUGCAUUAAUCACUAUGCUGUGUUGUUUGGCUCUGAUCAAAAGGUUCACGCAUGCAUGAGUGAGAUUGGUGUUCAACUCACCAAAGAGCCUGGUUUUCAUCAGACUGACAUUCGUGGUAACUUAUACGGGCUUCUCGCGGCGCACCCAAUAGCGCCACUUGUGUCACUACACCACCUCCAUGCUUCAGAGCCAUUGUUUCGAGACACAGGUCGGGUCGAGUCCUUAAAAAGGUUUGUAUCCGCAUAUAAAAUGGAUCCAGGUCGAAUCCUCCAGAAGAGCAUAUGCUAUGACCCGAAUCGGAAUUGGACAUUCUCAGUGUCUUGGGGCUACAAUGUGGAGUUGUACCGUUCUUUAGAGACGUCCAUUGAGUUGCAAACAACGUUUAAGACUUUUCAAACAUGGCGUGGGUAUGAGGACCCGUUCACAUUCAAUACCCGACCCGUUAUCCCCGACCAGUGUAAGAGGCCCGUGGUGUUCUUCUUGGAUCAGAUCGAAGAUGGGGGACUCGGGGAAUGGACUGAAUCCUCGUAUAAGAUAUAUGACAAUGUUUUGCUCGAGAAGUCUAAUUGUUCUCUGGAAGUUCAAUAUGUCAAUGUCACUGCCUCAUACUUCAGGCCUGAGCUGUGGAAAAAGGCACCACGUAGACAAUGCUGCGACAUAAUCAAAGGCACAGAUGAAGCGAGCAAUGUGGUCGAAAUCGUGAUCAGAGGCUGUCAUCAAUUUGAGAGUGUCACUCCUCCUUAA
Messenger RNA from Glycine soja, 1120 nucleotides. RefSeq lists its product as uncharacterized. Gene Ontology annotation, molecular function: acetylglucosaminyltransferase activity. The transcript is spliced from 3 exons. Bases 74 to 1120 code for a protein of 348 amino acids. NCBI's taxonomy places the organism in Eukaryota, Viridiplantae, Streptophyta, Magnoliopsida, Fabales, Fabaceae. The record is from RefSeq and is a predicted model, not a curated record.